Spirometra erinaceieuropaei is the source of this 26957-nucleotide messenger RNA. Lineage: Eukaryota; Metazoa; Platyhelminthes; Cestoda; Diphyllobothriidea; Diphyllobothriidae. The record is from the annotation of a GenBank genome assembly.
AUGGGGAUAAACGAGUUUUCUGAUUUGGUAAGUUUAUCUUUUAUCAAGUCUAAUUUGCCCACUGUUUAGAACCUUGAGGAGUUCCGGACCCGUCUGGGUUACAACGCCAGUUUGCAUCUAAAGGGCGGUGAUCUCCCUCAUUAUCUCUAUAUAGCCCCUCCACUCGACACUCCACUUCCGGAAUCCCAUGAUUGGAGAGGUCAUGGCCUUGUCACACCGGUCAAAAACCAGGGAAGAUGCGGCUCCUGUUGGGCAUUUUCCUCAACGGGCGCCAUUGAGGGCCAACUGAAGCGCAAGUCGGGCCAGCUGAUCAGCCUCUCGGAGCAGCAGCUCGUGGAUUGUAGCACAAAGUACAACAACCUAGGUUGUAACGGUGGUCUGAUGAACAACGCAUUCGAAUAUGUGCAAGACGCUGGGGGCAUUCAACGCGAGGUGGAUUACCCGUAUGUGUCCGGAGAGACAGAAAGCCAAAAUGACCAAUGCAGCUUUGAAAAGUCGAAGGCGGUAGCAACGGUAACAGGCUUUGUAGACGUGGAUUCAGGCGAUGAGGAGAAGCUCCGCAGAGCGCUAUAUUUUCACGGUCCCAUAUCUAUAGCCAUUGAUGCCGGGAGAGAGAGCUUUAUGUCUUAUCACUCUGGUUAGUCCCCUUUGGUGCUCUUCCCUAAAGGGAGAUUUGAUGGUUUUUUUUCUGACUUAUCUUCGCUUUUUCAUGAUUCCAGUUGCGGUUUGUAGUACAGUAGAAAUGCAGUUUGAAAAAGGCCCUAUAUAGACCAUGUCGACUAAUUAGCCUCUUUCACUAAAUUGCAGACCACUAGCAGCCGUGGGAAGCCGCAAGUUGCCUGUUAUUAAUUCCAUUGCGAAAGCCCUUUAGGUUGACCAUAGAGAUAGUGUUGUGGUCCCCACCACCUAGUAGUUUGUAUGCACGACAGCUCCCAAACCAACCUUCAGACCCCAUUUUCGGCUUAUAGCGAUUGACUAACUUGAAGUUUCCCCCCCCCCCCCAAUUUUGCAAACGUUUUUGGGUAAAUCUUCAUUUUUUUCUUGUUUAUAGGUAUUUAUGAUGACCCAAAUUGUCAGAACGCAGCAGAUGAGCUUAAUCACGCUGUGCUUUUGGUCGGUUAUGGUGUGGAAAAGGGCAUUCCAUAUUGGCUGGUAAAGAACAGUUGGGGACCAAGGUGGGGCGAAUCCGGGUACAUUCGAAUCAGACGCAACAAGAAUAACCUCUGUGGCGUGGCCACAGCAUCAUCAUUUCCCCUUGUUGAGCCCUUGGGAAAGAUGGAAAGCUGUAAACCACAGUCAUUUUAACCUUUUUCGCUCUCCGACCCCUGCUUUUUAAAUGUAUGAGGGGAACUGCUUCUGUCCAAUUAUUCGCUAUGUACAUUUUAAAGACUUGUGGAUUUGUACCUGUUUUACAAUGUGUUUAUGUGCUUCGAUGUGUCAACCUCUAUUGGUUGGUUUAGUAAUAAGCUUUUUCAUCCCAUGCGAUGCCUACUACACAAAUAAAUAACAUUGCUCGCCAAAGAACGUUUUGGACAGGACGCAUGAAUCAUGUCACGUUAUCAGAAUUUUGUUUCUUCGGAGCAAAAUAGAUGUUUCAUCCCAAUUAAGCUGGCAAUAUACGAGCACACGAAUGGAAAUGCUGAAAAACUUUACAGGCUAAUUAUUCGACAGGGGCUACCAGUUGAAAAUUUUUGCUGCAGCAUUUCGAUUGUUAGAACGUCAUGCUCUUUUUACUGACACCUGGUUUGGCUGUAAUCAUGCCUGACCCUUCCACGCGAGUUUAGGAGGAUUUUGCCAAAAUUUUAAAGGCGGAUUUGGGGAGCCCGACCCACUCACUUUAGAGUUGGGAUCGAAGACCCAAGAGCCACAUCCAAAACUCUACGGACCGUGUUAAGAUGGGGUUUUGGGCGAACCUUUUUGCAUUCAUUUUAUCAUAGCUUGACUAACAGGGCGAUAUCGUUGGCUUAGUCGUGGUCAGCCGGUCAGUGACCAGGUUCAAAUUCCGAGUCGUUACUACCGUGCGGGUGCCUUUAGAGAAUCUGGUCAAUGAUGCAGUUGGACAGGAUACAAUAUUUUGGUAUGGCAGUCCGAAUAUUCAGACGGUCCGAGCGGGCUGUUGCGGACCAGAGCUCGAACGGUGGUGGUGCUAUAGCAGAUUCUGAUCAUAGUGACGGCCCUUGGCGGCGUGCCCAUCAACUGCACUAUCCGUUACGGGGACUUGCGAUGAAUAGAGUCGAACGCUGCAGCGAAGUCAACAAGGCAGACGGCCGUCGGUAGCCAAACCGACGUUCAAGAGUGCACCACAGUGUGAGCGUUUGGUUGGUGCAUCCGCAAUGGACUGCAGAACCCGGCUUUGCUGAGUCCUGCUCUUGAGCAGCGCACACUCCGAAACCGCCCAAGAAUUGUAAUGGCAAAGACUUGGAACAAUUUCGGUGAGACCUGUGCCGCGGCAUAGUUCCCACACUGUCUCGUCGCCCAGUAAUCAGGAACAACCUAAUCUUCCUAUGCCCCAUCAAGUCACGGAGACAGCCCGCCAGAUUGUCAAUGUGCGGCUUGUAGGCUUCGGUGGGACGCAAUUCUCUCCGAGCACCUAGUUAUGCAGCCUCAGCGUUGAGUCCAUAGGGUGACUAGGUUGCAUAGGCAGGAGAAGUUUAGAGCUACAGCGAAGAGAGCCAGGGUGACUGGUUGGUCAUCGGUGUUGUAGGGUUGCUAGGAGUGCUUACGCCAACAUCCGACUCUGGCUGGGCUGUCAGCUAUAAAACCGCUAUGCACAUCGCGACUAGUCAGCACAGAGGGUCUGCCACUAAUUUUGAGAAUGAUUUGGCAGUUUGCAAAAAUCACUGACACUCAAGGUCUGUUCUACAGAGACCACCACUUCGGCUCAAUAGUUUUUACGGCAAUCGCUAACCGACUUUACCCUCAUUUUGCUUCGUGGGUGGCAGAGAUCGUCGUUGCGGAACAUAGAUUGAGUUGCCUGAACAGGCAUCUAUGGGUUUCUUAAGCUGCUUCAGUCAUUGGCCGACGGUAGGCGAACCCGACAGCUCUAAGAUGCCUCUCGAACUGAGGAUUUAAGCAGUGAUCAAUAUGACUCGUCCUAUUUCUUCAACAGCAGCCUUUAAGCCACAAUGGAAACGCGAGCUGUACAGAAUAAGCACGACCAAUCAGGAAUCAUAUCUUCCCCAUAUCCGUUGGGGACUACAGUAUCACAUCCACUUUACUUUUGACUGGGGGUAUGGGCAACCCAUCCGGGGGUUCCCAUUCAUAGUCACCUUCAAUUUUCGAAGUAAAUUGUCCUACCAGGUCGGAAAUGCUCGAGCAUCGCCAUGAUAACCUCCGACAGUCAUAACGUCUGGUGUAGGCUGGCCGAACACUUCUGACUGUCGAACCCUGCAUUCAGGCUGUGAACAUUGACUACGAAUGGGUCUAGACAGUGUGAAUAACCGGAUACCCUGUUUUCUGGUUCCGUGCUCCCUAGCGUUGACUAAUUCUUGGCAAGAUUGACAAGCAGUGUUAUGACAUCACUUUGAGCGCCUGGGGAUGCGUCAGAUACACAACAAGCAUUAGCAUCUGGGUAGUAGAAUGUGCUGACGAGAACGUCUAGCUGACCAAGUUCGUGCAGGUUAGAUACCAGGCCAUCAGGAUAGGUUAUAUCGAAGAGUAGGCAAUGUCGAUUGCGACCUUGACAAUUAAAUAUUGCGACCAUUUUUUGAAAGACAGCAUAAAAUGACCAUUGGCCAUUUGGCCUCAUGUGGAGAUAGCACUUACUUUUCUGAAAGAAAAGAUGCAUUUUAAAAGCGAACUGACAUUAACAGAACUUCCAGCGCCCGUUUGCUGAAACCGGGCACUCACACAAUACUCUCGGACGAAACGGAUGAUCCAAGGCCAACCAAAGGUCAGUAUCAGAGAAACUGAGUCCAACAAGCGCGACCGUCCCUUGCUCUGCUUGAACUCUCGCCGUCUUGAAGCGGCAGUCGGCAACAAAUUGUUAGACUGUUAUGAAAAGAGGCAUCUCACGUUUCCUGUCGGUUGCGACGUAGUUCAUGUCGAGCCAUUUGCGUCGUAGAAACCGGUAGACAAUUACGCACACGCCAGGCAGUAGAAAGCAUUGAGGCCUUGUCCACGAUGACAGUCCACUAAGUCUGAACCGGACAAAAGUUUGCCUCUUAUCAUGCCGAAAUCAUUUGCCGUAGGAACGACUGGGCAUCCAGUAGGCACUUGAGAUCUGGCAUACAACUACGGCAUCCAUAAAUCACUGCAUAGCUGUGAUCAUAACUGGGAUCUUUUGGUAACAUGUCAAAAGGUGGGGCGUUCAUUGGGACGGGUGUAUUUGUUUUUAUACGUUUCAGGUAUCGAUUUCGGGUAGUUAUCUCCGAAAACCGUACAUGUAUGUGCACAGCUUUCUUUACAUUGCGCUUUGGCUACAGAUGCAUGUUGUCUGGCGCAUGGACCACCAAUACUAGCCGUGGGUGCGAAGUUGGUCCCCGUUUUGCGUUACUCCCACCCUCCUUAACCGCAGCCAUAAUUGGCGGUCCCGACAGUCUGGUCUCGCGCCCACCUCUUAUCAAGUACGUUUACAAGGCCCGGUGGGGUGUGAUUUUAUCGCGGCGGUAUAAGCCAUAGCAAGAUCCUAGCCUUUACGACCCUCAGCCUCAGUUCCAAACAGAAAGAGAAGAACUGGGAAGCCAGAAUGUUGUAAUUUGCCUGGAACUACUAGAAAACUUGGUAGGAGCUGGCGGUCGGACGAGGGCACGGCCGACGCCGCGAGUGUGAGACAGUGGGGCAUCCUCCAGCUCCUUCAACGAGGUCAUGUCUGGGUCAGUCUCGAAGAUGAUUGGCCAGUUUGAACAGCCGAGAACCGGACUGCAAUUGGUGCGCACGUACAGGUGGUCGCGAGAGCCUCAGUGCUGCAACAUGCGCCUAGAGUUGACCCCUACAGUUCGCGAGCGUCGGCGUGCACCGUGCGCCCCCCGGGUGGGCGCAGCACGAGUGACUUGUGUGCGAACUAGUUCAUCGUGAGGCUGACUAGCGCGGCCUCUGUCGCAUUCCCCUCUCACUCAACUGACUCCGAUGACAAGGUCAUGUUAAGACGCCCGGAGGUGGGCUAGGGCGCGGUGGUUGACAAAGCUAAACAAUCCAGAAUAGGGGGCGGCUCAGGCAUCACGUUCGUGAGAUGGCCAUAGAGGCCACAUCAUGAAGGAGACAUUGAAGUUGACUCCUAGUCACCCCACGUUUACCAAGCGCCGACCACGAGGACCGAGUUAUCCAGUUUGCGGGCAACCUUCCAGGCCAUGACUUUUGACGCAUCGUGAUAUUUUCGGAGCGCGUCAAAUGUAUUAUUAGUGAGUAAUGCACUGUGGGGAUGGGUUCAGCGGUACCGGUUUAAUUCUUUCCUCCCCAUCCCGUACACCAGUUAACCGUCCGAGCCUGCUGGUCCUGCGAUUGGACUCAGUGGCUGAAAGAGCUGCAACAUCCCCUCUGGGCAGGCCACACACACGACGUGGUUAGGCACCAGGUUGCGCCAAAGGACAUGACGUGGGCGGUGCGCGCACUCUGUAUGUGUCGGGUGUUCUGAGGCGGGCUAACGGUGGGCUGGUGGGACGAGGUGUGGUUGUGGAAUAAGGGCCGCGGCGUUAAACUGCAGAUGUUCAUGAAGGUGCGCAUGGAAGGUCCUUGGACAGCGUGUGUGUGUGCAGGUGAAACGGUUGCGACGGGUGUAUAUUGGGGCUCCUGACACUGAUAGGUCAUUUUCACUGCGACGGAUUCUCAAGUACCCAAUCAGGCUCAUGUGUCAUACGGUGACGACAAUAUUGGUGGUGGACUUUGUAGUGCUGGUGGGAGGGGAGUUUCCAAGUGCAGGAGGUGCUUUUGUCGGCAUAGGCACACGGCAAGUUAGACCCAUGCGGUGUGUGAAUUACCUGAGGAGUGUAUUCCGGGUCUACAGGUAAUUGUUUAACAGAUAUGUGCCACGAAUUCGCAAGUGAUCGACCAGGCUUAUGCGCGAUUGGAAAGUGCAACUGCAAUGGUAGUAGGUUAGAAUUAAAUCCACAUCAUUGGUGGCGGGGGCAGCGGUGGUAACGCUUGCAUGUCGGUGCGUGUUCUACUUAGUGUUGUUUGUUAUGACGGUAGUGGUGGCGUGAGAGGGGAAGGAGUCUGAGGUCGACCGUGGGGACUGCAUCCCCACGGAACUCAGCGUAUAUUCCUCAAUACAAGUAACCAGACGCGCUUUUAAGCCGUCACUGUAAUCUAGAAGCUAUAGUCUGGAAGACUUCCAAAUGACGAAAUAACACGGUCCUUACUCCAGGACGGACAGUCAGGCUGCAUUGCCCUCCCCCCCCCAUUUGGGAUCCAAGCCGUCCCCUUAUUCUAAUUACGUGAAAUCCUGCCUCCUCGUGCUCGGACCAGGCGCGUGUAGUCUACGAGUUGAAAGUCUGCGAGCCACGGUCUGCAUGUAGAUGAGGCAAUCUCUGCAUUUGCUCAGGGCAUCCUUUCUAACCCCAUUCCUCGCAAUGGGGCAGCAGUGUUGUCUCUAAAUACGGCUGCUUAAACAUCCCAGACGGUUGCCGAUCUCCACCGUGGGUCACGGCUUUGCUUAGUACGAGAGUGACCUGAGUUAGUUUGGAGUCAGCUGCGCCACACACCUGCAUCCACCUCCGCCUCUGCCCUUCUUGACUCUGCCUUGGCACGGGGCUCAAUUGGGAGGACGAGAGAGAGAGAGAGAGAGAGAGAGAGAGAGAGAGAGAGAGAGCGGUAGAUGCAGCGCAAGUCCACACUCACUAUAAAUUAGCCCACGCGCAAGUCACCGUGCCUGCUGCACCUUGCUGUGGAGUACACGGUGUGUAUCGUCGGAAACGCCAGUCGGGCUGUCUGGGCCGCCUAGGAAUUUGCAUGUUGCCCUCUCCGUAGGAAUUUUUGAAGUGGAAGGGAGGAAGGGAUGAAAAUUACUGCCCGGGGAAACACAAAACACCAGAAACCCUCAUCUAAUUCAGGCCGCCGAUCAAGCUGAUUACCAGGGGGGGGCUGCUAAGCAGAACAUAACUUCGAAAAGCCACAGAUUAGAGUUGAGUGCCAGUUAAGGAUCGUGCGGAGAAGUCAUCAUUUGAAUGGCGCGACUUAUCAGACCUACGCUGUUUGCCCCCUAGCUAGGCACUUCUACAUCUCACCCAAUCACUACAGCUGGGACGUCGUUUCCUACGAUGUCCAUCGUGUGGUUUAAAGCAUGGCGGGCGGAGGGAUGGUAACUUGCACGGGAAUUAGUUUAUAAUCCUCGUAGAGUUGCGCUGCAUCUGCCGCACUUUCUCUUCCUCACCGAAGUGGACCCAUCUCAUGACAUUGUCAAGAAGACCGGAGGCGAGAGAGGGCGCAGUCGACUGACGCGGCGUGAGUCUGCGCCUAGAAGUGCAACCACACUCCCCUUCGUGACAUUUGUUAUGGGUGCACAUUACCAGUAACGCCUGUUGUACCCUGAUCUGGCUCGCGUAUUGGUCUAACGCAUCCACCGCGUGGCCCAUUUUAGGGAUACACAUGCCCACACACCAGACGCUCAUCUGGGUGAACCCGCCGGUCAAGGACGCUUACCAAGGUGUGUCCACCGCUCUAAGCACGACUUCGUGGGGCCACAGCUGAAAGCUUGGGUGACGAGACGGGUCGAAGCAAAGUAUUCGUCAGGUCCAUGGAUGCAUUCGAUGGGGAUUAUCAGUGUACUGUUUAUCGGCGCUUCCUACCGCCCUAAUCGUGCGCGCACUGCCAGGCCCAACUGACAUCGCCCAUGCUACAUCUUCGUGCAUAGUACUUACCGGAAUUGCAUGUGUGUGUCGUAGGAUAUACUCGUCAGUAUAAUAUUAUGUGACCUUCAUCCAAGUGGAUCGAUGGACUGGGCGUGACCGUGCAGCUGCAGCGUGGUCUCCGCCCACGACACUCUGUACACCCCAGUGCAAGUGGGAUAUAAGGAAGUUUGCACGGUAAUUGACUGAGCUGUCGGUCGACAUACAGGAGUCUAGCUCUUGCCUUGAUAUGUGAUCUUCAUCCCAACCCACAAUCUCAAUUAUGCUAAAGUUGAAAAUAUGUCCCAUCUGUGCGACAUUGAUAGUCAACUCCAACUUCAAGUCUAGCCUUCGAACGGGAAACUGGUGUUCAUACAUCCGCGGUUGUAGUUCUUGCCUAGUUUCUCGGAUACAUUUGCACACCCCGCAACUGUACCGAAGUCGAUAGACAGCAACUGACUUCCGCUAUUCAGGGAUAGGAUUAAUUACUGUGAGAGAUCUGGUUACGCUCUCUGACAUGCCGUUAUCUGGACUCCGUGGACUUCUAAUUUCGCUUUCUGCCAACCAGUACUCAUGUUUAUCGGCUGGCUCUAAAGAGCUCUCGGAGGCGCUUGACCAGAUCCCGUUUGGCGAUUGGUAUACUGUUGUGAGUCUCAGUCUCCUGUGCAGCAUACGUACACAGUAUCGUUCGCGCCACAGCGGGAAACUGUCACUGUAAGUCAGUGUUUGCCGUGUUAAUCUGUCUCCUGCACAGCAUCGUUGCUAGUUGACCGUCGGAUUGGCGACGGACAUUGACAUCUAGAGACGGACGUCAGUAUUUCGGUGCCUUUAUCGUUGGCUGUGACUCCAGGGUAAUGAGUUCAGUUGUUCUUUACGCACAUAACUCUGGCCCUACCGAAUCCGAUAUGACGCUUUAUGCUUAGGUAGGAUGGAAUGCAUUUUGGAGGCAUUCGGCAUUAUGUAAUUUUUGUAAACAUUCAUGGGCGUGCGUUCUGCACAAUCUCCUAACAAGGAAAUCCUGAGAGCGAACAAGUUCAACGCGGAAAUGUCAGAAGGUCACUAUCAAGCACUGUGACCAGAAUGGGGGGCACCAGGCCCUUCCGUUAGACUGUAGCUAACGUUAAGUUGGGAAGAAACUUUGGAGGACCCAGGCGCUCUAUACUGAGGACUCAUUUAUGCUCCCGUAAGCCAGUUAUAAUCCCCAGCCAACAUUUGUAAACAGAAACACAAAAUGUAAAUAUUCCACAGGCAAGGCCAAAUGGAGGCGUUAGGAGCACGAAUAAAGCAGACGGUCCUACUCGGUGUCGGUUAUAAUCUACACGAGAGUAGGAUAAGAUUCGCUUCACCCACUUAUCCACAAAACGCUGACUGAUAGCGAAACAUAGGUCGAACAUCGACCAGAAAGCACCUCGUCCGCGGCCGAUUCAUGUUUGUGUGCGCUUAUGUGUGUUCACACCCUUCCAAACGAGCUGCGCGUCGGGUGCGAUGAACCGUGGCACGCAGUUGCUGGCCAACACUGUCUGCAUGAAUCCCUAACUAGAGUCGUGCAUGCUUGCGGGAUCCUUGCGACGAAGGUAAAAGCCACGUUAGGCUCUGCGCUCAUUCUCGCCACCAGCCGACCGAAAGGCUCUGGCGGUCAGAUGUGGUUGUGUAGUCGCACCUGAGGUAAAUAAACCCCAGCCACCUGUAACAAGGGACCGGUGCUAAUAGGGGUUUUUACAGGUGGGGUCGGGGAACGCAGAGAUGACGAGGUCAAGUAACUAUAUGCGACAGAAGGGCUAUUGGGAAUGCGCGGCUGUACUUUGAGUGUUAGAGAAAUAGUUACCCUAACCCUUAACCCUAACCCCUAACUCUAAUCUCUAACCAUGACCCUAAGCCCUAACCCUAACCCCAACCCUAGCUCUAGUCGCAGCCCUAAACCAUAACCCUGAAACAUCCAACGUGAAAUUUAGAAGGAGACGACAGGCCGAAAGUCAAGAGGGACCACCGACAUUAGGCCGAAAAAGGUAGACCUUGUUGGCAGUGGUGGACAUCGUCGCCUGCGGCGGACGGGCUAUCGUGUAUGCACUUUGUGUUGGCUGACGGUAUUGUUGGUUGAUCUGGGACCCGGUCAUCUCAGGACGGUAAAAAUUAUCGCCGAGCAUCUGUUGUCCCAGUCUCCAUAUCGCAACUCUGUCUCCCACUGUCGCUCGCCUGGUCGCUUUUCAGCUUAGUAGACAAUCACCUACCAGUUAGUGGUGGAGUUCACUUGAACUUGAAAGCUAAGUAGAUCGGUUCGUGCCUUUUUCCGUGGGAAUGCCUAAAGUUCUCAACCGUCCCAAGUAUCAUUAUGAUUACUUUCUGGUCAGCUAAAGUAAUCAGGUGCCAAAUUUCAGUCAGAGAUUGGACCGAUGACUAUCCUCUCCGAGGACAAUGACCUAUGCAUGCAAGGGAGGUCGUAUUCUGCUUCCUCGUGCUUUGGUUCAGUGGCAAGUUUUUGUCAAAAUAACCGGGGACUCGUUGUGAUGUCAUGACCUUAGUCCAUGGCUGCAGUGCUUUACUGGUUCCUGAGAGUCUACACUCUGGCAAUUCAUGGUUCGCAAAAUAUAGGCUUCGUCGUGGGCCCUUUACUUAAGCUCCUCCCCAUGCUCGAGUACUGUAGUUGCAUUAACAACAGUUUUCUAUGCAACAGGUCACGCGAUCAAACCUUGCUCGUGACUGCUCUUUCUCAGCUGGCAUAUGUAGAUCAUAACCCCGAAUAAAUAAACGUGACAUGUCACCAGUUUUCGCCGAUCGUACGGUGCAGCUGAAUAGUUUUCAGACUUUCACGCCGUUCAGAAAUUAAUUGAACCUUUGAAAGAGUCGUUUUACAAGAAACUGCUUUCUUUUAAUAAGACUGUUAACUGGAACAUACGUCUUGCUGUGGAAAGGAACAUAAUUAUCCGAAAUGCACAUUCGCAUAUAAACUAUUCCACUUCCGCAAUAUAUAACAGUCGGUCCAAAUAGGUUUUAAGGGAGACGAUAAGGGUUACAACUGCUAUCUCUGGGUUAAUUUCUGUUUUCAGACAGCUGAAAGCAUACAUAAAGUCGGAAAGACUUGAUAGCUGGCUCAGCUAUAGCACUGUCGAGUUGUAAAGAGCCAUCCUUACUAUCACAAAAUCUUGGUAUAGGUCUGGAGUUACUAGUCUGCCCCACAACCCCGAAUUCGAAGGCGGCUGGACUAACUUAAUGGAAUCCAGAAUGUUGUCAUUUUCCUUAGCUUCGUUAGACGGAGAAGACAAAGGGCGUAGCUAGUAAAAUUUUCAUUCGUAGGCUACCACUGCAUUGUGUUUGAAUUAACUGCAGAUGCCGGUGUGCGCCUACCAUUAUUGCAAGUUCACCUAUGUACCAUUUGACACUCAAACCAUUUAAACAUUUCGACAAGUUUUUCAAGAGCUUCGGUACAUACAGAAAAAUUACCUUGCCUUAUUUAAUCUCCGAGGAAAUUAAUGCGCGAACUUGGAGUAAAUUCUUCAGAACAGACCUUUUCAGGCACAGUCCAAAUUUUGAUAUGAAUAUUUGAGCUGAAAUCCAUCAGCUACUGCGGAAUGACCGCGCAAUAUUCAUAAACGGCCAACAGGCAGCCGAUAGUAUAGAAUUGUGCAAUUAUUUACCGUACAGACAACACAGGUACAAGUUAAAAGCUCAGACACGCUUGUUUCGUCGAUCUUGUUCUGCUACCUGACGAAGGAUUUACUCCAAGUGCGCGCAUGAAUUUCCUCGGAAAUUAAACAAGACAAGGUGAUACUGGAGUUUAUAUACUAGAAAACACACGGGGAAGGCUGGAGGACCCACUGAUGCGCCAAGCCCCUCGUAGCUGCGUCAGGCAGCGGCAGAAAAUUCGGCAAAACACGCGUGUCUGGGCUUUUGGCUUUUACCUCUCUUGUUAGUACGGUAAAUAAUUACGCAAAUAUUUCCUCCCAGUUUAAGCUCCAUUUACACAAAGGGGCAAGAAAUGUGAAAUAAAAGUUUGGUCAAAUAGGCAAAACGAGACAUUACUGCUUUGACAAAAGGAAGAUGGGUGUAAAUUCACGUUUGAUGAGGCCGAAAUCCCCAGGAGAGUUGACGACCGAGUGAGCUACGAGUUUCUUUAGUCAUGCUUCUUCGGCUCACUGUCAAUUAACAAGCGCACUGAGCUCCGCCGUACACAUUCUCUGUUCAGACUUUCAUAUUGACCCGACUGCGGAAAACUCGGCGCCUCCGUGGAAUUCGAACCCACGCAAUAAGGGCAAGGCUUCAGUACAGCCAACGCUCUAACCACUUGAGAUACGAGGCCUCCAGACGUUUCUGGAAUCCACCAAAUCUCAUACAGUAAGUUGACCGCCCAAGCAGGAUUUCCUAAGUAAUUAAUCUAGAUCCCACCAGAUGAUUACCAGGCUCACGUAAUUCAUAGACGUUUUGGCAGACUUUGAACAGUUCACAUUGACCCAACUGUGAAAAACUCGACGCCUCAGUGGAAUUCGAACCCACACAAUUAAAGGAAGGCUUUAGUACAGCCAACGCUCUAACCACUUGAGCUACGAGCCUUCCACUUACUGCGUGGGUUCGAAUCCCACCGAGGCGCCGAGUUUUUCACAGUUGGGUCAAAUAUGAAUUAAUCAAAAUCUGCCAAAGCAGCUAUGUAUUCGGACUUUGUCUGCAUAGAGUGAUUAUCCACGCCGGUGAGCUCUAAUCCCAGUUGUCAAGAGGGAGACACGAUCGCUAGAACAAGAGGUCUGUUCGCCUGACUUCUCGUACUCCCGCUCGAACCCAUCAUCAGAGACAACAACAUAUACGAGUAGUUCAUGUACAAGGAGCUACAGUAUUUUUAGAAUGCAGUCGCCAUGCUACCGCAUACUUAUGAAAAUUCAUGGCUCUCCCCCUCUUCAUCAGGGAUUGUUACAUUUGGUGUGAUGGUUUCUCGAUGGCGGACAUUCUAAUCGUUAUUCGUUGCAUUGUCAUCAUUUGUUUUGGAUGUUGGUGUGAUGAUUGCUCAACCAUCUGGCCACCGAACCUGGAGUUGGGAAUAGUGUUUGCCUGUGCGCUCCCGGCGUGGCUAAUUGCACUGCCUAGGCGAAGUCUCAGCACCGAGUAUGAAAGGGGAGGUCAUUGCACUCGUUACUGAAGUGGGGGCCAGUGAACCAUGACUAAGAGAGUUCGAGGCUCACGUGAUUGUUCCCUCUGGCGAGAAUUUCGGCCUCGUCGAAUUCGAAUGUGCGGCUGGAUCUCGUCUAAUGAGCCGCAAAUUGAGAGUUGACGCCGUUUCUCCGCACUGCUGUCGCGUGUUCGGCCACUCCCUUACGGAGCAGUCCUCCGGUUUCGCUGGCGUAGUUGCUUUUUCUGUAACGCACCAGAUCAGGUAAACGACUCCAGCCGUUUCUUGCCUUGCUAGCGGGUCCUUCGGUCUCAUGAUGGUUGCCUCCGGUCUGUGCACAACUCCAACCUAAAUUGGUCCGAUAAGGCGGCCAAGGGCUUCCGAAACGUUCUUGACGCACGGAAGCGCUUGCAAAAAUUUGGGAAUCACGUGAUCCUCGAACUCUCUUAGUCAUGGUUCACUGGCCCCCACUUCAGUAACGAGUGCAAUGACCUCCCCUUUCAUACUCGGUGCUGAGACUUCGCCUAGGCAGUGCAAUUAGCCACGCCGGGAGCGCACAGGCAAACACUAUUCCCAACGCCAGGUUCGGUGGCCAGAUGGUUGAGCAAUCAUCACAACAACAUCCAAAACAAAUGAUGACAAUGCAACGAAUAACGAUUCGAAUGUCCACCAUCGAGAAACCAUCACACCAAAUGUAGCAAUCCCCGAUGAAGAGGGAGAGAGCCAUGAAUUUUCAUAAGUAUGCGGUAGCAUGGCGACUGCAUUCUAAAAAUACGGUAGCUCCUUGUGCAUGAACUACUCGUAUAUGUUGUUGUCUCUGAUGAUGGGUUCGAGCGGGAGUACGAGAAGUCAGGCGAACAGACCUCUUGUUCUAGAGAUCGAUUGCUUCCAUGAACUCGUCUCUUUGCUUCUAUUGACUAAUCCCAGUGUCGUUGUCGACGCGCCAAGUGGCCGAGUAGUUAUCACAUCAACAAAUAACACGAUGGAUGAAAUUACGACAAUUAACGAGUCGGCUGCUGGCAGUCAAGACAUUAUUAUACCAAGUCCAUCGUCUGCGGUAGAUGCAAGAGACCCUAAUUAUGAUAGGUAGGCAGUGAUAUAGCAGCUGCAUCGUAUAAAUACUGCAGCACUUGUGCAAACGGUGCUCUUUUCUAGUGCAAUUUCUGAUGCCGGAUUCGAAUGUGAAUCUGAAAAAUCUGGCAGAUAGAACCUGUUCCAGCGGUAAUGCCUCCCUCUUUCCAACUGUCCCCUCGGUCUCGCACUUUUGUUUGCUUUCAAUGGAGGACCGGUAUGCUGUCUGCAAAACGUUCGCAUCGUUUGGCGAAAGUGCUCUCUAGAAAUUUUGGCGACCCAUUCCAGCUGCUGCAGCCGGUUACAGUUAGAUCCCGGUAAACGGACAUCUUACUAUUCUAUGUUCCCAUGUUCUUUAUGGCCCAUAUUUAGCAUUUGACGAAUUGGCGUUGCAAAUUCCCAUAACGGAAUACCUCAAAUAUCAAACUAAAAUUAGAUUAAAUUUUGUUUCUUAAGUAACUUGAACUGUCACCGGAAAGUGGUAGAGGCAGCAAAUGACUGAAUUGUUCUGUCAGCUAAAGUAACCAAAGUUCAGCCUCGAAUUUGUCUUUUGACAUACCUGGUCAGCUCAUACAUGCAAGCAUAAUGAGCUCAGGUGAGGAUUCUUAUAAGACUUAAUGAAAUUUCCCCCUGAUCUUUGUAGACUCGAACAGUACUGUUCAAGUAGAGGACUUUAUCCAUUUUAGGGCCCUAAAUGACAUGUCUUACCAAAGGCCUUUAGUCUUCAUGCUCGAGAAACACCAUCUCUAGCCCAGUGGAUAAUAAUUAAGAGGAGUUCCACGGGAUUAGUCGCCCACAAUGAUUUACCGACAAGACAACCAAAAUGCCAGGAGAGGAGUUUGAAUGAAGUGUCUAGACAGGAAUUUGCCUGUCUUACGGACGUCGAACACAUUCUAGUUGAUUACCAUUAAAUAAGCCAGACUUUCAUUGCACGGGUUAUCCAGCAUUGAAACCAAGUCCAGUUAUAGGUCCGAAACAACAACAACAACAACAACAACAACAACAACAACAACAACAACAACAACAACAACAACGCCUCACAAUUUAGCGACCAUUCCAAGUAGUUGACGAACCUCAAGCUAAAAUACAAGUGAAUGCACAGAAAAGUGUAUUCACACUUAAAAGAAUUGAUAGGAGAGUUGUUAUUUCCGAAGGAAAUUAUUUUUAAAAGAGUGGACUUAUUCUUCUUUUGAUAUCGUACGACUGAUGUUAUGACAGAUCUAGCAAGUAAAUGGCAUUUGAAGACGCACAGAGGUCAUUUCGUUGCCGCUUACUCUACGACCAUUUGGUGUUAGACAAAUGAAUUUAACGCCUUGCUGUUUCCCCAGUAACUAACUGAGUCAUCAUUUUUUAGCAUCUCCUUUAACGUUUCGGUGGAUCGUAAAGGUCAAAUCUACCUAUUUCCUUUGGCAGUGCUUUUACGCCCAGAUUUCCGUCCAUAGUAUCAACCCUUUCCAGCUAGACCACGGGGUCACGGGGUGAUGAUUUCCGUUGAAUUGGAACGCCUGUUCCGUACCUAAAUCACUAAUAUCUGCUUGUUAUACAGUAAAAUGGGUAUACAAACGCUACUGUAACUGGACUUUAAGUACCGAAUACCACAAAUAGGCAGGUCGGAAACCCGAGGUAGUACAGUGAGCUUCAUGAGUAAAGAGACCAGGGGUUCAAAUUUCCGGUCGUCCUGAUCCGGACUUGGCCUCGACUGAUCCGAGACGACAAACAACCCCAAAAGAGCGCUCUCGUCUCUUUUUAUUCUUGUUAGUAGCACUUACGCGCAACUGAUUGAUCGUCCUGCGAUAAGACCAGAUCGUUGAACGGUCACUCACACUGAAUCCUAAUUAGCAUCCACUAGAAAGUUAAGAAAUAAAGUGCAAACGGUCUCCUUAUAGUCUGAAAAUUUUCCAACUAGAGUGUCUGGGUCUUUUUCGAAGUUUAAUUCAUCCAAGUUUCCCCAAAGUUCAAUCAAAUUUUGGUUCCAGGAUGAUAACACCCUUCAUGGGAGGAAGCUUUAACGUACGGUAUGGCGGCCUUUUGAAUUUGAGCCACCAUUUUUUCUACUAUCCAAUCACGUGAUAUUUGUCUUAAUUGUACAUCAAUUGGCUUAUUUUAGUCAAUGCAUCCUGCUUUUUAUCCACUUUGUCUGAAUUGCAAUUAUGAAGUCAAAUGCACUCUGGAAUAGCGUCGUUUCAGAGGAAAUGCGAUCUAGAGUAAAUGUUAUGCAGAAUUCACCGACGAUUGUCAAUGAUGUCAAGGUCUGCCACAUUUGCAACCCUUCGAUGCUAUUUAUUUCACGUAAUCAUAUCUGUCUACAGCAAAUGAAAGACGAUUUUGCCGAAAAUUUCAAAAGAUACUUUCGUAAUAAAGCGCACCAUUCGUACUCGGUCGGGUCCUUAACCCAAAUGCACUUAGACCGCUUGUCGUUGUUGUUAAGGCGCUCCAGCAAGUCUUUGCUGUCACAUGCAAUAAGUGAGUGCGGAUCAGUCGACCUAUGAUUGAUUUAACUGGCCGCUCGAUCCUAUCAAGCAUGACAUGUGAUGCGCAAAUACAAGAAAUACUACAGCCAGAGUCGUUUCUCGGCACCUCAGGAAGCCCCUUUAUGAGAAGGACCAGUGAGCUUGGAGCUGAUGGACUUGUAUCUCAAGUCUGUUGACUAUAUAAGGGUUUCUCCAGACCAAGUGGAAGUGUAGGCUUUGACACAUUUUGAUGCUUGCCUUCUAGGUCGGACUGGUGACACCCUAGAAAGAAAACCUUUUGAGCGAAUUACUCUCUCUCUGUCUUUUCGGGAGUUUAGCGGACGAUGUUAAGAGAUAGCGUUUGCGGUGAGGAAGGAUAUUUGUUGUUUUCUCUACGUGAGUGGACCUCCUGGACCGGCACAGUAAAACGGUUUGGGUUGGUAACGACGUCAAAGGCUGCACCGACUAGAAAUAAUUAAAUCACAGGAUUUCGGUUUGCCUCGCCUUAAAUCAACAGAACAGUUCACGGCAUGUUAGCCGUCGUAAGUCAAACAUAUCCGACCCCGAAAUACGCAAGCCGCGAGGCUCAAACUCGCGAUUUGUUGGUUCAAAGUUCAGCGUCCUAACCACGGGCUCGUUGUCCUACCGGCUUCGAUCGGACAGGGGUAGAGGAGUGAACUCCGUAACGCAAUCGGUGCGCGCCCCUCUACUAUUGUUAAUAUAUCCAACCGCAAUCUACAGGACAAGGAGCCCGUGGCUCAGUGGUCAGGCUGUUGGACUUCUAACCAACAGGUCGCGAGUUCGAGCCUCGGGGUCGGGUAUGGCUGACUGAUGAUGAGCCAAAAUGGCCAUCCCAGUCUAUCUUGUCUUCGUUGCUAUUGCUAUUCCGCCUAUGUUACGCGCCGCUGUGCGGUGCUGGCGGGGCUCGCCAGAGAGCCCCAAGACACAACAGGAUGAGUGAGUUACGUAACAUGAUCGAUGCGCCCUCUUCUUCCAAAGGGAGAGACGUUCGAAUGCCAUCUUAACUUUCUCCGAGAAUCCACCGCAUCAGUUAAAGUGCCAGCUAGCAAAAACCCACUCUCUUUCCUCAUAGAUGGUUAGCCUGAAGAAACAGAACAGAGACUAAAUGACAACCCAUGCGUCAUGAAAGCGAGUACUCAGGGUCUUUGCAGCAGUGGUGGGACAAAGGAAAAAUACAGACCGGCUUUGAAGGAGCAAAAAGAACAGGAUAACGAGCGUAAAAGUCUGCGAAUGUCUCUGAUGAUGGAUUCGAGUGAGAAUCCGAAACGUCAGGCCAAUAAAUUUCCUGUUCCAGUGAUCGCAUCUUCAUCUUCUGAAGUGUAGAAGUAUUUGUGCUAAGAUCAAUUUCAGUGUAUUCAGCGCAAAAUACUAGCGGUUUAUGACGAAUAAGCAUAUUCUGAGGGAUCUGGAAGCACAACACGGUCCAUCAAGGCCAGAGUAAAUAUUCAUGGAAGAGCCUCACGUCAGAAAAGGACGGAAAUGGCCGCCUUCAGGUAAGUUUGCCAGGGCAGCUAACAGGUUUAUGCUCCGUAGGGUAGACCAAUAAAGCCAAAGUCGGCGAACGUACACUUCCAACUAUUUUCCUAAUCAGGCCUGCGCAGUAAUAUACAUAAAUUACAAUACAGCAGUUAUAUCUGACAGCGGUAAAAUGAUGAGAGAUAGGACUGAAGAUGUGAAGAAACCAGGGGUUAGUAUAAGUUGGUUUCGUCAGAGGGAUUGGAAAGGGGAAUUGGGAAUUGGAAUCACCAAGUCAAGAUGGCGAGUAAUCAGGAUCUUCACAUCUUCACAUCUUCAUAUACCAACUGUACCCUGGCCUUCUCUCCAGUAGGACAGUAAGACUCGAAAUGAUCUGUCUUCAUUUCCUAAAACUUAAUACUCUCUGCGGAUUCUUUAACCUCUCUGAGUACCACGGAGCGCUGUCAUAAUCUCCAGAAAUAACUGGAAUUCGCCAGGUUUCGAAGGUCAGAAGGCAAUCAAAAAUCUACCAAUCUCCCAUCAUAUCAGUCUGAAAUCCGUGGCCAGCAAGACGCUGAAAACACUCUUUAACAAUCACUUUCGUUUCAAAGUGAAGAAAAAAUGGAAACCUUUGCAUGGCCAAGUUUUAUUCACACCGAGACACUGCACUCAUAAUCGAAUACUGAGACCGUUACAAUUCACGCACGAAUGAGACUUUGUGCAGAUUCGAUCACUAUGCCAAUUCUCAUCGCAAAUCUCCUUGAGGGAGGUAAGUCCAGAUGCGACCAGAGAGAGAGAGAGAGAGAGAUCGGGCAAGUCUUCCCCACUGCAAUCCUAUUAAUGCCGAAGUUAUCAUAUGCCGUGCUCUGCUGCCAGUCAUCAAGGUUUAGUUUUUCAUUCACAUGAUUUUUCCAUCUCCAGCGAAGGGUUGGCCGGAAGCGGUUUUGUGUACUGUCCCUCCUCCAAUCCUGAACUACUGCACAAGGCCGCUUGCAAUACGGAAAUGGUGGUAACAGGAGCCUUUUAGGAGAAGAUGCGUGGUGGUCUUAAAUAUAUAAAAGUGAGAAAAUCGUACUUAGGCCACAUGCACGUUUAGUAUAUUUAAAAAGACACUUUAUAGGAAAAUAGUUCAGGGUACACAUCUCCAUUGCCUACCGAAAGGUUUUCUGACAAACUUUGAACUAUCUUAUGGAGUAGCCGAUUUUUAGUGUGGUAUAGAUUUCGGCAUAUACUUGUUUCAGAGCCUUCUAUAGGGUUUUGUGCAGAUGAGGUCGACAUGAAUGCUUAUAGCAAAGUACCGCUUAUUUUUUCGUUGUUUCUUCCAGUUCGGCAGAUGGGUCGCUGUAUGGAUUGCAUAGUUCAGACAAGAAAACAUUGCUUACAGUUGUCUGAUAAUCUUAUCUUCUCUACCAUUAUAAUUUCGGUUUUUACACAUCUAAAUGCGCUCACCAGACAAAAACAGUUAAGUGUAGAAGUUGCAGCUACCUUUUACACAGGUCAGCCCAUGCAAUGAGAGUAGUUAUAGCACAACCACAUUUAGUCAGAAAUGACUCCUUGGGAAAUUUCACCUGUAUUCAUUUAGCCUCAUCCGUAAAACAUGAUGCGAUGCCUGUUACACUUCCUGCUUACGCAAACCAGUUAGUUCAGUGGUUAUGUAACCAGUUUGCUCAGUAGAGAUAUGAUGGGUAUCAGGCGAGUUCACAUAGUAACGGCGUCCACCGAUCUACACUGGUCACAGGAUAGAACGGCCCUCUUCCGUUCUUGGAUCCAAGUCGAUCAGUGAAUAUCACUUCUGCGUGAGUUAGCCACAUAGCUAUCCUAAAAACAUGAACAGGAAAUUUCCACUGGGCAUGAAAAUAUUCUUGAGUCCCAUUGAGAAAUUGCCAGAAUCCGACCUUUAAUGUGUUCAUAUCUCCACGAGAAAGGGAACUGAGCGAUUGGCAGGAGUUUCGACACGAAGGGUCUGCUCCAGCAAUCGACUGCGGUUUGCCACGAAGUCGGAGGUUGUCGUGGUUAGGUCCGUCAUGUGCACGUGCUAUUUCGAUCGAUAACUGAUCCACUGCGAAAAUUCAAGAAGAGUACUUCCGCGAAUUCAAGGCGAGUGCAGCACUGUGCAAGAUAAUGGUGUGCAGAGUCCUGUGCGAGGUUAGCAACCUGAUAGUCGGAGCGUCGUGCCUCAUCGUCUCUUCCCUCCUGCCAAGGUGGAGUUGCGGUGGGCUGUUUGACAGCUGUCAGCGGACACAUGGCAGAAUCGCUAUUCCUAUUGGACUCUCUUUCCUCCUUUCGGGCUGUCUUCUUCUUAUACCCGCCGUUUUGCAUCUCCUCCGCUCCAUAUUUGGCCUGGGAGCUCAGUUAAACAACACAACGAGCACGUUUCUUAUCACCGCGGCGGCUGUAGUUGCCUUCGUCGGACUUGGAUUCUACGUUUUUGUCACUCCGGUCGAACUUUCGCUUGUAAUUGCCACGAUUGGGACGACAUUCGCUAUCGCCUCCAGUUGGUCUUCCGGCAAUGUCUGUCUGGGGAUUUGUUAAGGAACUCUGGGUACUAUAACUGAAUUACAACCUCACCAUGCCUCUCAGACUGUCUACUUGUGGAAUGCGUCAUAUUUACUUCACUUGGAACGAUGUAGCGACAUUCGGUACAGCAUAUUCGCCUCUUUAAAUCAAUAAAUUCUCAUUAUUUCGCUCACCAAUUCGUUAACUGACAGAAUCAUUUGAAGGAUCGAUUAAAAUAACUGACAGGAACUCGUAUCACUGGAAUACCCACCCUAUAUUGAAGAUAAGAUAUCAUUUUAAGAAAGUCCUGCACCAAUAUAUAGGCACCUUCCAAGGAGUGCUUUCGGAUUCAGAUUGUUAUUGGAGAAGUCUGAAUGUCAUUAGCACUAAUCGUUGUCUUGAGUACAACUUUAGAACACGCGUCGUUGGCUGGCAAAGAAGCCAUCGGACUCGUAUGUUUGUUUUGCACUUGAUGAACUUGGCUAAAUAUCCCUUCUGGGCUGUACACCAUUCGUAUUACAGUACUUUUUAAUUCUAAGUGACAGCGAAUGGCAUUUUUCACGGGUACACUGGAAUGGAUUCGGAUUAAUAGGAACACGCUGAGACCAACUAUUUUACCCGAUUAAGAAUUUGUCCCAGGUAUUCAAAGUACCCCUAAGAACGUUAAACUCAUUCUUCCUUACCAAGUCGGUAGCCAAAUUUCGAGAAGGUAUAAAUAGUUGUGUAUUUAUUUACCAUACUGACAACACAGGUACUAGUUAAAAACCCAGACACGACUGUUUUGUCGAUCUUUUGCCGCUGCCGGACGCAGUUUCGAGGAGUUCGGCUCAUCACUGGGUCACCCCAACCUUCUCCAUGUGUUUUUUGGUAUAUGAACAAGAUCAGCGAAAUGCGUGUGUCUGGGCCUCUAGCUAAUACCUGUUUGUCAGUAUGGUAAGCAAUUACAAAAUUGUACUGUAGGCAAUCUAAUUCAGGAAAGUUGUAGAAAUUUACGAAUGAUUGCCAAUCGCUUGCAAACAGACACAAAUGCAUGAAUCCAAUGACCAUGUUAAUUAAAUACAACUUUUAAUGAAUUGAAUACAAAAUAAAUAUUAAAGGUAGUGCUGCGUCGUUUCAAAAUACCGACUUUAAAAAGGCGCAAAAUCCUAAAAAUAUCAAACAUGACUGUAGUUUAGUAAAGUUCGUUUCUAGAUGUACGGGAUGUCAUAUCAUUCAACAGAAUGAGUAAAUAUGAAUUAAUGUAAGUGAGUGUUGAUGUUAUUAAUGUAAUUUCAGGUAUGGCGGUUUGCCAACAGUCUACUGUCUGGGUAUAGAUUCCAAGGCAAUUUUCUGAUGAUUAAUGGUAUUCUUGAGUUGUUCGAGUUGAUUGAGAUGCGGUUCAGCAAGUGAAACAGGACUUUGCUUGAUUUUACCGAUGGAGACGUCGUAGAAACAAAAGUUUUCAUAAGGUCAGGCCUAUCGUUGACUAAUAAAUAUAAAUAGGAUGCUGGCUGCCUGUUGGCGGUUUGUGAGCAUUAUACGGUUAUUCUGCAGUAGUUGAUGGAUUUCAGCUCAAAUAUUCAUACCAACUUUCGGACCAUGCCUGAAAAGGUCCGUUUCAAAGAAUUCACUCCUAGUUCGCGCAUUAACUUUUCCGGAAAUUAAACAAGACAAGCAAAUAACGACUUAUAACCUGUAGGUGAACAAUUUCGCUGUAGACAUGAAGUUCGUGGAGAUUUACGUUAAAACAGUCGUGUUCAGAGUAAGUGUGGACUAGCCAAGCAAACGGUGCAUUACGUAUAGCUUCGGGGAAAUUUAUCAAGUGAAACUCGGAGUUCUUUAUAGACCUCCGUAGAACAAACUCUCCUCAUACAUCUAAUUACCACUAAAAAUUGCAUGCGUCGCCAUCUUGCAUUAAAUGGCAUCAUAUUUUAGCUUUAGAAGACACCAAACUAUUAGUACAGGUACUAGCUAAAAGCCCGAGAAAAUUGAAAAGCAACAAGAGCACCAUAGCUCAGUAGCAACUUUUCCGGCCAGUCAUCUGCCUCCUUCGGGUGCACCGUUCUCACCACUGCCCUAAUUGGUUGGUCUCUGGGUACUACUCCAGUGUCCCCCACUGUCGUAAAGUUCAGUCCGACCCGUGGGACUAUUUAAAUGCUCCAGUAUCAGGCUUUUGGUAGGCCCUUUGCUGUAAUAUGGUAAUUUUGCCGAAGAGGGCAAAGCAGCGACGUCGGAGGAACUGAAAGACAGCUCCGGACACGAGUCACAGACCACGCGGCUGCAGUGCGGAGCAAUGAUGACAACUCCCAAGUCGUGGCACAUUCUUGAGCCAUGGUCUACGGGGUCUUAGUCUAUUAACAUGUGCAUUGACCUCAGUCCAUAUUCGGUGCUGAGGCUUAGUUUGGCCAAAGUAAGUAGCCACUCAGGGAACGCGCACGCCGGUGAGCCAUGUGGCCGAGCCAUCAUUACACCAGCAUCCAACACGAUUUAUUGAAUUUCAAUAAUUAGCGACUUGCAUGCCGGUCAUCAAACAGUUAGCACAUCAGAGGACAACCAUCCUCGAUGAAAGGGGAAGCCGUCAGCUGUCAUAGGUAUGCAGUGGCGUAUCGACUGGAACUUCCUGUUUAUGAAUUACCCGUACCUGAUACUGCCUUUAAUGAUGGGUUCGAGCGUGAGUCCGAAGCGUCAGCCGAGGAAAGUUCUUGUUUCCUCCGUCCGACCAAGUUCACUAAAAGUAAUGUGCUACCGGGUAACAAAGAGAGGAGUCACCUUGAUUUAAGGCAGCGUCAUUCUAGUAAUAUUACAAAAAUAGCAAUAACUCCCAAUGAAUUUACACCUGAGAAGGCAACGGGACCUCGGGACCUCGCUUCUCUUCCUUUUCAGCCAAGAUCAUGCAAUUAACCUAGUUCCCUUUCUUACAUCUUCGAAUGUAAACAAGCUCCCAUCGCGGAGGACGCGUGAGAUAUGGCUUCACAUUAUUUAACGAUGCGAUUACGAGAUAAUCUCGUUUGAGCAGCAAUUAAACUUAUAGAGACACCUAGUACAAGGGCGGCAGAUAUGAACACUUGAUAAAUGCCAUUCAAAUUAAGAACUCGAAACGAUAUUAUUUUCCGGUGUUCCUAAUACUACGUUAGAACAUUGAAUUCUUUCCACUCCCAGUAUUUAAUGUAGAAGUUCAUUAGCGAAUGCAUUCUUAAUUUCACCCUUUUGCUUUUUGAAGGACUUUUAUGGGCUUAUUAACCAAUAAAUGUUUGUAUACUUGAUCAUACCAUUCAUAUUCCGUCCCCAGUCACCAACCUAACUUAUUAUUUUCUAGUCUGCAGCAUCUUUCGACGACAACGAUCACUGGUCAGUCUCUUUAUUCACUUCCCCUUUGUCGUCUGGGAAUUUGUCCGGGUGGACACGAUGUCUGUCACCUGUCUGUCACCCCCUUCUUGCCCGCUUUCUCAAGCGUCUGAAAUUUAAAGCAUAAGUCAUAGUGAUCGGAAUGCAUGUUUUUAUUAUUAUUAUUCUUCUUAUUAUUAUUUUUUGAAGCUCUCCGCUGUACCACGCUCUUUAGGAAGGCAAUUUUGCCGAGAAGUCUUUCACAUCAAACGAGAAGCUUGCCCCCCUGUCCUCAUACGGGGUCUUUGGUUUAGAGUCUAGAGGUGUAGAGGUGUCCAGUUAGGGGCACUCGUGCACGAGUGGUAGGUCACACUAUGCAAAUGGUGACCACUUCCCACGAUUCCUGACUGGCACCAAACCCCAAUUAGUGGGUCCCCGAAGUUUGGCUCUACCUAGCGACCGCACUCCCCUGACCGCUUCGACCGCCUAGCUAAACCAGAUAAGGGAAACCGGCCAAUGUCAACUCGACCCACUCUCCACUAAACAAAACCUUGGUACUUAGAGGAGUUUGGCAGACGUCUGGGGUGUCCAAGCAGCCGUAAUUAGCGAUAGCGCUGCUUAUCCCCUCGUGCAAAACGCGUUAAAAACGUGUCCUGAACAAACGGUGGGAAAUCACGCCAUAUGCUAGCAUACCGGCCGUGUAGACUCAAGACUCUCGGUCGAAAAACAGCUAAGAAAAACAAACACCCUCGUCCGCCUACCCUUCCACUCCACUCCACGGGCUUCUACGGUAAGUUCGCCCACUUUGGCAGUCUGGAAUAUUCGUGCUGCUUUAGAAAAACCGCUGAUAAGCCGACCGGAAAGGAAGAGGACGUUAGCCACUCGAGAACUGGCGCGCAAAAAAGUGGCUGUCGCUCCUCUCAGAGAGAUCCGUUUCUCCGAACGAUGCCAAAUGAAGGAGCUGGGUGCCGGCCACACCUUCUGGAGCGGUUGCUCAACGGUAGAACGAAGUGACGCAGGCAUUGCCUUUGCUAUCCGAAACGACAUCAUGGAACGCCUACUCUGUCUGCCGUAGGACGUCAGCGACCACCCCAUGGGCCUGCUCUUGCCUCUCGCCGGAGAUAAAUUCUCCAGCACCAUCAGCGCCCACGCCUCCAAUGACCAGCUCUGACGAGGCGAAGAAAUGCACUCUACCUGGCGUCUGCGGCGAAGGCAGACAAGCUGGUUGUCCUUGGUGGCAUCAACGCUGCCUGGAUUGGCGUGCUAGGUCCCCAUGGGCUCAGCGGCCGCAACGACAACGACUUUAUUCUUCUGCGAUCUUACGCAGAACACCGCCUCCUCCUGGCCAACACCUUCUUUCGCCUUCCUAAACGCAAGAAGGCAACCUGGAUGGCCCUUCUAUCAUGGCGCCGGCAGCUUCAUGACUAUGUUCUCGUCCAGAGGUGAGAUUUAUAGGAUGUGCCGGUGACCAAGGCUAUCUGCGAUGCCGACGGCUGGACGGUCGGACCCUUAUCUUGGAAAUUAAAAUCUCGCAGAAGACCACAAGAUAAGCGACCACCAGGAAAGUUAAAUGCUGUUGUGAUUUCAGUAAUCGGUUGCCCAAAGAACUGGAAGAUAUGCCGGCCUCAAGCGAAAACGCCUCCGUGGAGACGCAGUGGUCCAAACUACGGGACGACGUCCACUUCAACGUUCUGGGUGUUUUCGGGCGCACAUUUCGCCAACAUCAGGGCUGGUCCGACAACAACUACGCACACAUCCGCAAUCUGCUCGCCAAAAGCACCGGCUGUGCAAAGCCUACACUGAUUAUCGAACCGACGCAAACAAAGCGGCCCUCUUCCAUUAUUGCCGCCCUGUGCAACAACGAUUGCGAGAGAUGCACGACGCUUCGAUGGUUUACAAGGAAUCCAGGGGCAUGUUGACCGCAAUGGAAAAAAAAGAACCAUUUAGCAGCAAUCAAGACAGUCUAUGGCCCCACAGUCAAUGAAACCGCGCCGCUUUUCGGCUCCGACAGAGCAACACUCCUGACGGAGAAAUCUUAAAUGCUGGAGUGCUGGGCCGAGCACUUCAGCAGAGUCUUCUAUCGUUCACCCAGAAUUUCCGACGCCACUGUCAACUACCUCCUCUCCAAUCAGAAACGAAUGACGACCUCGAUCUGCCGCCUUCUCACCUGGGAGCCAUUCGAGGCUAGCACCAGCUCUCCAGCAAGAAAACACUGAGAUCUGACGCGAUUCCGACUGAAGUAAACAGGCACGGCGGCUCCUAGCAGAUGGAUCACCUCAGAACGUUAUCCCCAAAGAUGUGGUGCCCAGGACGAGUUUACAGGAUUUGAAGGAGGAGACAAGCGGAAGGGAAAGCGUCAACUGUGUGAUAACUCCAGAGGAUCUUGCUGCUCAAAAUCGUCGGGCUGAUCUUCGGUCGCAUCCUUCUCAGCCGUCUCAACGACCAUCCCGAACAGGGGCUUGUAUUGGGAAAUCGCUGUGGCUUCCGACGAAACCUCGAAACCACCGACGUGAUCUUCGACGCCGGUGCCAGCUGCGAGAGAUGUGUCAGGAAGUGCAGACCCAUCUCUACACUACAUUUGUGAUCUUGACGAGAGCAUAAGACACGGUGAAUCGCGGUGGACUGUGGAAAACCAUGCAGAAAUUUGGCUGUCCUGAACAUUUCACGCACAUGGUGCUUCACCUCCAAGACAAAAUGAUGGCACGCGUCACGGACAACGAAACCCUCGCAAAAGCAUUUUUAGUAACCAACCGGGUGAAGCAGGGCUGCAUGUUCGCUCCCAAUAUCUUCAGCAUCAUUAUUCCUGACACGAUGAUUGAUGUCUACCUUGACCAGCGCCCCGGCAUCCGCAUCGCCUACAGGACCGACAACCAUCUCCUCAAAAGUCGGCGCACGGAGGCGUCAACGCGUCUGCUCACGAUUAAUGUCCACGACCUGCUCUUCGCUGACGACUGCAAGUUCAGCAUCUUGGUAGACGUAGACGUGCAACGGGGUGUGGACCUCGUCGCCGCCGGCUGCGCCGACUUCUGGCUGGCUAUGAACACGGGAAAAACGGUGGUUUUGCGUCAACCGCCAACCAAUGUUGCACAUAGGGCUCCAGACAUGAACGUCAACGGCACCCACCUGAUAACCGCGGGCAACUUCGCCUGUUGUGGCAGUGCACUCUCACGCCGAAUCAAAAUCGACGACGAAGUGGAUCACCGGAUCUCCAAAGCCUGCCAAGUCGUUGGCCAGUUGCGGGACUCUGUAUGGAAUCGCCACGGUCUCCAUCAGAAGACAAAUGCAAGAUGUGCGAAUCCAUCAUCUUGA